CGCGCGCUCAGGUUGCGCCGACGCGUCGCUCCACUGACGCCGUGUGGCUGCAGCGCGACAGACGUUUCUCCCUUUUCCUCUGCCGUUAUUAUCACAGCGGCUCUACCGUACACUCCACCAUGGAGACCAAACCGGUCAUCACCUGCCUUAAAACCCUGCUCAUCGUCUAUUCCUUCGUGUUUUGGAUAACAGGAGCCAUCCUGCUGGCAGUGGGAGUAUGGGGAAAGCUGAUGCUGGGCCCGUAUAUCUCUCUGAUAGCUGAUAACUCCACCAACGCCCCAUACGUCCUCAUUGGUACUGGGACCAUCAUCAUCGUUUUUGGCCUGUUUGGAUGCUUCGCCACCUGCAGAGGAAGCCCAUGGAUGCUGAAGCUGUAUGCCAUGUUCCUGUCGCUCAUCUUUCUCGCUGAGCUAGUGGCUGGCAUCUCUGGAUUUGUGUUUCGCCACGAGAUAAAAGGAACCUUUCGCAGAACAUACUUUGAUGCAGUCCUGAACUACAAUGCUGCGGAUGAGGCAAGCCGUGCUGUUGAUAACUUGCAGCACAAGCUCCGUUGCUGUGGCGUGUAUAACUACACAUCUGACUGCCUCCCAGAAGACCUCCGCAAUGCAACUAUAGCCCCAAAUAAGGUCUACCACCAGGGCUGCUAUGAGCUGGUCACUUCAUUCAUGGAAACCAACAUGGCCAUUAUUGCAGGAGUGACAUUUGGGAUUGCAUUCUCACAGCUGAUUGGCAUGCUGCUGGCCUGCUGUCUGUCCAGGAUCAUCACAGCCAAUCAGUAUGAGAUGGUCUAGCUGAUGUGAUGUGGCAGGGAGAUGAAGAGAAGAAGAGACAAAGAGCCUUGACACACAACAAGAGUAAAUUCCCGAAAACAUUAUCACAGUGUGAAUUGGAAUUUACCUCCCUCUGUCUCUCUGCCUGUGAUUUUAAUGUAAUAUCUUAAUGUAUCUUACUGUAAAGCACCAUUCCUCGACUCACUGCUGUUGCAUCAAAGCUUUCUCUACCACACAUCACACUGCUGUUGGAUGUAGACGUUGCUCAUUAAGCACAUAUCUUGGAUCAAUACAUCCUGCAAACAAGCAGGUAGAGCGGUGUUGGUCUCAGAUAAGUGAAUGUGUGUAAUUUGGCUUCGUAGCUGGUUGCAGCAUGCUCUACCGAGCGUCAUCAGAAGACCACUGCACAUCUUUGUACAGAAUGACAUUACUAAAGCUUGAAAGAAAUACUUUGAUAGGUUUAGUUUUGCAAUUGACUUUGCUAUUUCUCACCAUUGUAUAUUCCUAUGGUUGUGACAUUUUGUGAAUUGAUUAUAUGUACUAAGGAUGGUAUUUAAGUUUAUAUGUAAAAUGAGGAAACUCAAGAAGAAAAGAAAGGAGGUGAGUAGAUAGAGAGUAUUUUUCCCUGUAGACUAGGUAUGAUUUCUUUUUUUACGUAAAUAUUUAACAUAAAGGCAAAUUAUGUAGUAAGUUACAUGUUAAAUUGUAAUUUAAUAUCAGUUAAAGCUUUAGUCUGAGAUAAUAAUAAUAAUAAGACCAUACACAUAACAACCUAAGAGCACAAACACCAGUUGUGGAUCAUUGCUGUAAAUUUUCCACAACAGCUUAAAAUAAAAGUUAAUUUUACAUGAAUUUACAAUUUCUCAAUACUUAACUCAGAAUCAGCUUUAAUCACUAAGUACGUUGACUAUACAAGGAAAUUGUCUCCAGCACAGAGGCUUUCAGUGUGUUUUAGGCAAGAGACAAUAGAAUAGUGCAAU
Messenger RNA from Monopterus albus (swamp eel), 1750 nucleotides. RefSeq names its product tetraspanin 7 (gene tspan7). Gene Ontology annotation, cellular component: plasma membrane. Lineage: Eukaryota; Metazoa; Chordata; Actinopteri; Synbranchiformes; Synbranchidae. The record is from RefSeq and is a predicted model, not a curated record. The transcript has 8 exons. Bases 120 to 791 code for a protein of 223 amino acids.